UGGGAGGAAAGUCGUUAGCUCCUUUUAAAAGAGCUUAGAGCUCGAUUCGCGAAAAAGUUUACGCGCUUUUGUCUACGUAGGUGACAUUCAAAGCCUCGAUCACUACUCCACAAAUCACACUCGGGGCCUGAUGGAGUCGCUGCAAUCAGCUGUGCAUCAUAUCUUGUUAUGAUAAACAAGUAAUGAACGGCUAAACAUACAAUUAAACAUGGAAGGAAUGCUGCAUAAAUGGACCAAUUACAUAAGUGGCUGGCAACCUCGUUGGUUUGUGCUCGAUGGAGGAACCUUGUCUUACUAUGACUCCCAAGAAGAUGCAUGGAAAGGUUGCAAGGGCAGCAUUAAAAUUUCAGUUUGUGAAAUCCAAGUGAAUCCCUCUGACUCUACACGAGUGGACCUGACUAUACCAGGAGAGCAGUACUUUUACCUCAGAGCCAUCAAUGCAGCAGAGAGGCAGAAAUGGCUGGUGGCACUGGGAACAGCCAAAGCUUGCCUUACAGAUAACAGAACAAAGAGAGAAAAAGAGCUCCAGGAGAACACAGAUGCACUGAAAACGAAGAUGUCCGAACUCAGAUUAUACUGUGACCUUCUUCUACAACAAGUAAACAAGAUCAAGGAGAAUGAUGAGCUACGAGACACAGCGGAGACAGGCAUAGACACUGGGAACAUGGUGAAAUCUACAUGCACAACUUUCCUUAAGACUCUGGAGGAAUGUAUGCAUAUAGCAAACCGUACUUUCAGUGCAGAUAUGCCAACACACAGUCCACCAGGAUCUCCUCCAGUAGCAGCCAUCAAACCCCAGAAGAUCAAACCUGUCAAUCAUUUAAAUCAGAACCAUGGAGAAAAAUGGAGGGAUUUGGCUGAAAACUCAGGAGAAGCAAUAACACAUGACAACCAGAGCCUUGACUCUGGAGCAGAAGGACCAGCAGAGCCAGAGGGACCAGAACAGCAUUCUUCCCCAUCAGACAUUGAUGCCGCCAACGGCAAAAGCUCAGUCCAAGAGGAGGACGUUGAUCCUACUCCACACACUAUCCAGAAUGCCCCUGAGAUUGAACACUACGACCAACCAGCAGAAGAAAAUGAAUCCGAUAAUCAAGAGGAGACGAAACAAGAGCAGAAGCACAAAGUGGACCAAAGUCUAGAAGAGCAGGAGAACAACAAUCAGGAAGUGCAUGCCGUCCAGGCUCAGCACCAACAGGAAGCUGUUCCAGACCAAGAAGAGGCACACAGAGAUUUAACAGAGCCCGAAGACACAGAGCAGGUGGAAACGUUCUUCAGCACAAUGAGUCACAGAUUUAGUGAUAUAAGACUGGACGACGACAAUGGUAUCCCUACACAAGAGUUUUUGGACUCAUGCUAUGCAAUAGUACCUGUAUUAGACAAGCUGGGAUCCACUGUGUUUGCUCCAGUUAAAAUGGAUUUUGUUGGCAACAUCAAGAAAAUUAACCAGAAGCUGAUGUCCGACCCAGGCAGCUUCCCCACUCUCCAGUCCAUCGUGGUGCAUGAAGUGCAGACAGACAACGCCCGGGUCCGCAACUCGGCCACGGAGGCUCUGCUGUGGCUCAGACGAGGCUUGAAGUUCCUCAAAGAGUUCCUGUCGGAGGUCAACGCAGGGACAAAAGACAUCCAGGGAGCACUAAACAAUGCCUAUGGAAAGACUCUCCGGCAGUACCACGGAUGGGUUGUGCGAGGCGUUUUUGCUUUGGCGCUGAGAGCUGCACCUUCUUAUCAAAGUUUCGCCGCAGCCUUGGUGUCAAAUGAGGGCGAUGAGCUGAAAAGCAGCUUCAGCAGCGGCGUUUACAGAGAUCUGGGAGUGUACCUGCCGGCCAUGGAGAAUCAUCUGGCCAUCCUCGAUGCCCUGUAUGAAGAAUACAACCUGGAGUCUGAUGAAGUGGUGUGACACUUGAAGAGAGGAUCAGAGGUCGGGGAUGGACUGACCGCAGGGGCAGAAUGUUGGCUGUUGUUGAAGGAAGGUGCCAGAUGAUGUGCAUUUUGUGUACAACGUAGUGUGAGCAUGUCCCGUGUCAGUGUGAGGUGUUUUCAGUGGUUGUUAAACUUUACAACAGUAGAGGGUCUUAAAGAAUGAAUUAAUGUCUGUAUUUGGUGACACACGUUAACCUUAAGACAUUAUGGUUUGUCAAAAUGUAGUUUCUGGGUCUUGUUUCAAAGACCAUGAACAGAGUAGGGGUUUACACCCUAUUAUGCAGAAUCCAAGCAUAAUAACUCAUGGUGACAUUUGUUUCUGGUGCACAUUUUGUAGCAGUAUUGUGGCUUUUUAUGUACAGGUACAUAACCACAAGGUAUUUUGCUCUAAUAACUUUUCUGUCUUUCCAAUUUGCAUUAUGUAAAGACAUUUUAGAUGAAUCCAAUCCUUUUCCCUCUGAUUUGUGAAAAGGGGUGAUAUUUGCAACUAACAGAGAGCAGUAUUAGUCAAAAACAACGUGAGAUUGUCCCAAUAUAUGCCUCUGAGUGUGUGAUGGAAUCAUGCGCUAACUUUUACUAAUUAUGGUAAAACAAAAUAGUUACGGCACCGACUAUUGGGGUUUAGAAAUGAUGAUAUUGAUUUAACUUUCCCUUCAUUAUUUUAAUAUAAAUCCUACAGUUUGACAAUGUAUCAUUUUUAUUUUAUAUUGCUAACAUUUUAAGAGACUUUCCGUGGGACCAAAAGGAGCCGUCAUGUGAAUGGCUGUAGCCUCUGCUGCCUAUAUUAUCACAAUAACUAAAUAAUGGUGUAUCUGUUCAAGUACUGACAACUGCUGAAUACUUUUGUGGACAUCCUCGGCACAAACGUAUGCAUAGGAUGCGUUUUUCACAAUGUCUAUUUAUUACGUCUUAAGUUAUGAAGUUCACAUGGGGAUCAUCGCAGCUCGGCUCUUGUGUGAAUGUAAGGGCGUUUGUUUCCAUAGAGCAUGUUUUUUGAUUGCAUGUUUUUAUGUGUUAUGAAUUAUAGGUGCCAAUGGAAACUUAUUAUAGGUGAAGACCAAGUUACUAAAUAAUCCUAAAGGGAUAGAACGUUAUUUACAUUGCUUUUCCUUCAUCUCUGUACUAAUGAGUAGCAACAUUCAGCUAGUCAUCUCAGCCAUGCACUGUCUGCAUAUCCUUGAGUGUUGUUACCAGCCGUACUUAAUAUUUUAUGAUGUCGAUUCAAAAAUGUAAAACUGAAAGGUAGAGUCCCUCCUUCUGGCCAGGUAAAAUCUGUCUGUAUGGCUCUGUGACUUUUUUUACGAAGACAUACCACAUAGUAUUUUUUGACAUUAUUCCUACUGUUAGUUCUGUUUUGUUGGGAAUGGAUGCAGUUAUUAUUUAAAAAGUGAGGCAUUUUCACCAAGUUUACACCCCAUUUGUGAAAUGGGUUGAUUUCCUGUCGCAGAUGAAUUCCAAUGAACAUGAUAUCGUAAUAUUGCAAACAUUUAAUUGGUUUUGUUUUUUACUAUUGUAUAUAAGAUACUAAUUGAUUUUUGCAUAAUAAAUAAUGAGGUUGUUUUAA
Messenger RNA from Eleginops maclovinus (Patagonian blennie), 3484 nucleotides. RefSeq names its product pleckstrin homology domain containing, family A (phosphoinositide binding specific) member 8 (gene plekha8). Gene Ontology annotation, biological process: ER to Golgi ceramide transport; intermembrane lipid transfer. Gene Ontology annotation, cellular component: cytoplasm. NCBI's taxonomy places the organism in Eukaryota, Metazoa, Chordata, Actinopteri, Perciformes, Eleginopidae. The record is from RefSeq and is a predicted model, not a curated record. Bases 209 to 1897 code for a protein of 562 amino acids. Gene Ontology annotation, molecular function: lipid transfer activity. The transcript has 13 exons.